AUGAGCUCAGAUCGAAGUUUCUCCACGUUCUUCCAUGUCAACAACGAUCAACCGAAGAUUUUGAUUCUUGAAGUUCUUGUAAAGAAGUGUACAUUGUUUCUUCUUGUUACCAAUCUCCUAAUCACCGGAGCUAUGGAAACGCACGAAGCCGUUGACUUUCGAACUGAGUUUCUACGAGCAUUAGAGUCAUGUCCAAAGGAACAUAUUGAUAACUUAAAAGAUAUGCUCAAAGAAGAAAACAUUCAUUUGCACACUGAGGCUGGAGAGCAAGGGAAAUUGCCUUUGCUUAUUUUAAGUUUGAAGGAGAAGAAGAGUGAAGAAAGAAGACCAGCUGUUGUGUUUAUGCAUGGCACAAGUGCAAACAAAGAAUGGUUAAGGCCAUGGCUUGAAGCAUAUGCUUCAAGGGGAUAUGUAGCCAUUGGUUUAGACUCUCGCUACCAUGGGGAACGAGCUGACUCCAAAACUGCCUAUCAAGAUGCUCUUAUAUCAUCUUGGAAAAAUGGAGACACAAUGCCUUUCAUCUUUGAUACUGUGUGGGAUUUAAUAAAGCUAGCUGAAUAUCUUACUCAUCAGAGAAAAGAUAUAGACCCACAAAGGAUAGGAAUCACCGGUAUUUCACUAGGAGGGAUGCAUGCUUGGUUUGCUGCUGCAGUUGACACCCGCUAUUCAGUAGCUGUUCCUUUGAUCGGUGUUCAGGGAUUCAAAUGGGCAGUAGACAAUGAUGCCUGGCAAGCAAGAGUCAACAGUAUAAAACCUUUAUUUGAAGAAGCAAGGAUUGAUAUGGGAAAGAGCGAAAUCGACAAAGAAGUUGUCGAGAAGGUGUGGGACAGAAUAGCUCCUGGCCUAGCCUCUCAGUUUGAUGCGCCCAACUCGUUACCAGUCAUUGCUCCACGCCCUCUUUACCUCCUUAACGGCGCUGAGGAUCCUCGUUGUCCUCUUGGUGGACUAGUUGUUCCAGCAAAGAGAGCUAAGACGGCAUACAAGAAAGCUAUGUCUCCUGGAAACUUCAAGUUUGUGGCAGAAGAUGGAGUUGGACACCAAGUGACGAGUUUCAUGAUCAAAGAAUCAUCAGAUUGGUUUGACAAGUUCCUUAAACCAGGAAACAUGACUUCUAAGUUAUAA
This is a messenger RNA of Eruca vesicaria subsp. sativa (arugula), 1122 nucleotides long. The record is from the annotation of a GenBank genome assembly. NCBI's taxonomy places the organism in Eukaryota, Viridiplantae, Streptophyta, Magnoliopsida, Brassicales, Brassicaceae.